AUCGUUAUUGACGCCCAAAGAAUUUGAAUCGUUACCUACUUAUAACUUAGUUUAGCGUCUGGCAUUAAUAAUAGUACAGACAAGACUCUAGGCUGAACUCCGGAAUAGUCAUGGCACCUAAAUUGUUGUGGAUAACAAUUAUUCACGUCUUACUAUGGAACUUUAUAUUUUCUGUAACUGAAAGUAUUGAAUUAAAUGGAGCUGAAGAUUUAUUAUCAAAUAAUUUUCGUGACCGAGUACGGUUUACUACACAUAUUUGUGAUCGCUUGAAAAAUUUACCACCACCAGCUGCUUAUAAUAAUAAUGAUGAACCUCUAUCUGAUUCAGAUAGUGAUGGUAAUUUUGAAAAUCCGGGCUUAGUUAAAAAUUUGAGAAAAUCAUUAAAUCCUGUAAAAAGGCAUGCAAGCUUACGAUGCUAUAACCUUCAUACACAGGAAAAUAACGAACCUAAUAAACCAGAUCCUUCAAUAACAAAUGAGUGGCAAAUGAAGUCGACUCCUGUAAAUAAUGCAUUUGGUGCAAAUUUGCAGAAUGACUUAUUAGUGGCUCAAAAACCAAAAGUUGUAGAACUAAAAAAAAUUGACAUUAAUUUUCAUAAAAUGGUACAUCAAGAACCAUUGUAUUCUACAGUAUCACUUUUACAAAAAGGAAACCUUAUUGGAGAAAAUCCUAACUAUGUCCCAAACCUUCAAUUAAAUUUACAAGAUAAGACGAACAAAAUUAAAUCAUUAAUUUCUGCUCCACAACAUAAGUUAGUCGAUGUAAUACCUGUUAAAUUAUUGGAUGAAAGUCUACAAAACAAAUUUGUCAAGCCACCGCUGACUUUUCCAUCACCUUCUAAAUUUAUUAAAUCUCCCGUAUCUUAUUCAUUAUUCCGGCCAACUGAAGUACAUAAUAAUAAUGAUAAUGUAGCAGUGUUAACGACAGAUAACGAUAAACAAAGUAACCCGUCAAAACUGAUUCCACUUUCACCACAUAAUAUACCGAAUAAAGAUGUUUAUCAACUAGAUUCGCUAAUUGAGAAAAAACCAUUAUUGUCUGCUGUUCCAUUCAUUCAGAUUAACAAGCCAAAACCUGUAGAAAUAUUGGAUGACAAACGUGUACCACCUAUCGCGUAUCGACCUACAUCUCCUCAGUAUAUAAAAGUUCCUGUCAUAAAACCAGUAUUUGUACCAAUUUUUAUGCAAAAAGAAGUAUCGAUAUCACCAGCAAAUGAACAACCGCAGACAACCAAUUUUGGUUUGUUAUCACAACCUAAAAUAACCAAAAACGGCAUUGCUGAAUCAACGUCUCAACCAAACCUAUUUGAAAAAGAAGUUUCAAUAUCUCUGCCAUAUAAAAAACCACAGGGCUUAAUUGAUUUGUUAUCGCCUCCACAAUAUAUAAAGACUUCUGAUACUGAAAUAGUACAUAAACCGAUCGCAAUCGAAAAAGAAGUAUCAAUAUCUGAACCAAACGUACAACAAAAACAACCGAUAAUUGAUUUGCCACCACAAACUCCGAUAUUUAUAAGGACUCCUGACAAAGAUUCAUUAAACCCGGCGAUACCAGGAAAAACAAUAGUAUCAGUAAAUGCACCGUACGAGCAAAAACCAUCAAUAAUUAGUUUGCUAUCGCCUCCUCAAGUAACCGAGACAUUCAACAGUGAAUCAACAUCUCAGAUAAUACCGAUUCAAAAUGAAGUUUCAACGCCCGCUUCGUAUGUACAACAACAGCCAUUAGUUAAUUUUUCGCCACCACCUCCACAGUUUCAACAAAUUAAAAUACAAAAAGAAAUAUCAAUACCAUUACCAUAUCAACAACAAAAGAUUGGUGUACCUCUAAAGCUAGUUAAUUCUUUUAACUCUGAAUUGUUAUCUCAGACAAUUUCUCAAAAAAAAAAUUCAUUAUAUGAUCAACAAAAGCCAAUCAUUUUGCCAUCACCUCCUCCAUUAAUCAAGACCACUACUUCAGCGCAUGCCAACUAUAAUUGAAUAAUAAAUAUUCACUAUUUAUUUGUCACAACUUUAAAAACAUCAACAUUUUUGCAUUUAUGAUGUUUUUGAAUUUGUGACAAAAAAAAAAAAAAAAGAUGGUUUAAUAUAAAAUAAUUUAAUUAUAUAAAUCCAUAAUUCAUCUUGAUUGCGGACAUUCCUUUUUAUUUAAAAAUACUCGAAUUAUGUAUACAAUUUAUCAAUUAUCCAAUCUUACAAUGUAAAAAUUUAUAAAUUUUAAUAAUUUAAAAUUAAUAACAAUUUUUAUACAUUGGCCAUGUGUAUUAAAUAACUGUAUUGAGUUUAUUACAUUUUUAAUAAAACAUAUAGGAAUAUGACAUAUAUUUAUAAACUUUUUCAUAUUUUAUUAUUUUACACAAGCAUUUUUUUAUAUUUAAUAAAUAUAAUUAUUAAAGUUUUUAAUAUAAUAUAAGAAAUUUAAUUUUCUUUAUUAUAAUGGUUCAUAAAGAAUAACAAAAUGUAUUAGUGUAUAAUAGAUUAUUGAGUGUUCGAAAAUUUAAAUUAAUAAAAUUAAACAUUUAAUGUUUAAUUAAUUAAUUGUUUUUUGUUACAAUUAAUCAGAAACUUAAGAAGAUCUGUUUCUUAAUGUUUUAAUGAAAUGUGCACUUAAGAUGCUUAGUUAUUGUGACAGCGUUUCUCAAUCUGAUUUUAUUUUUAAAUUUUCACAAACAAAAUGUUUACAUUUUUUUUAGUUAAUUUAGCCCCCCCUCCUAAAAAUUUCAAUGAAUUUUUGCCUAUGCUUAUGACUAUGAGUUAUACUUAUACAUAAUAAUAUAUUGCUAAAUUUAUUUAAAACUAUUUUUAUUCAAUUUUGUUUAUCAUGUUUUUUAAAUUAUUAUUUCUAAAAAACGUUUUUAAUUAUUGAUCUACAAUCAGUUCGAGAGAACUAGAUGAUUAAAAAUUUAAAAAGAUUAUCUUCUAUUUGUCGUGUGACAAAUUACUUCAGAUAUGCAUUAUAUAUAUAUGUAUACUCAAAUUUGAGUCACGAAGAGCCAAUGCUUGAAACCAACAUAGUACAUUUUAACAGUUUGCAUUUCGGGAACUGUUUUUAAUGUUUCAAUUUUAGGGACAGUAUGUUAGCAAAUGGAAAAAAAUUAAAGUUUUAAACGUUUAUAACCGGUUUCAAGCACCAUCAAAAAAAUUAAAUUAAUUUUCAUAACAUGCAUAUCCAAACAACAGGUUUUAAAGUUACAAGUUUAUUAUAUUUUAUUAUAAAUUAUAAUUUGUUAUUAAGCUAUAUUAUAUUCUUAUAUUAAGUGAAGUACUUAAAAUUAAUAUGAUAUUGUUCAGUCUCUGGUCUUGAAUAUUAAAGAUAUCGGUCCGUCCGGUUUGUUUAUCAAUAAAGAUUUACUGUCCAAC
This is a messenger RNA of Rhopalosiphum padi (bird cherry-oat aphid), 3353 nucleotides long. RefSeq lists its product as uncharacterized. The transcript is spliced from 2 exons. Lineage: Eukaryota; Metazoa; Arthropoda; Insecta; Hemiptera; Aphididae. The record is from RefSeq and is a predicted model, not a curated record. Bases 111 to 1973 code for a protein of 620 amino acids.